Messenger RNA from Eruca vesicaria subsp. sativa (arugula), 1012 nucleotides. Lineage: Eukaryota; Viridiplantae; Streptophyta; Magnoliopsida; Brassicales; Brassicaceae. The record is from the annotation of a GenBank genome assembly.
UACUUCCUCCCCCUCUAUCUCUCUACAUUUUCCCCAGAAAUAGAGGAAACUAAAGGACCUUUCUCUCUGUACUCCUCUCACUUGAUAAGAUCAUAUCCCACACACGUAACAAAGAAGAUUGUUGUAUAUUCAUAGCUGAAGAAGAAUGGCAAAGGAUCAAUUACAAGUGUUGAAUGCACUUGAUGUAGCAAAGACACAAUGGUACCAUUUUACGGCGAUCAUAAUCGCCGGAAUGGGAUUUUUCACCGACGCUUACGAUCUCUUCUGCAUCUCUCUUGUCACCAAGCUCCUUGGACGCAUUUACUACCACGUCCCAGGCUCUGCGAAGCCAGGGACUCUCCCUCCCAACGUUGCUGCUGCCGUCAACGGUGUUGCCUUCUGUGGAACCCUAGCUGGUCAACUCUUUUUCGGGUGGCUUGGUGAUAAGCUCGGGAGGAAGAAAGUUUAUGGUAUGACUUUGAUGGUCAUGGUCCUCUGCUCCGUAGCCUCUGGUCUCUCUUUUGGAGACAAGCCAAAAUCCGUGAUGGCCACGCUAUGUUUCUUUAGGUUUUGGCUAGGGUUUGGGAUCGGUGGUGACUAUCCUUUGUCCGCAACGAUCAUGUCUGAAUACGCUAACAAGAAGACACGUGGCGCGUUCGUUUCAGCUGUUUUCGCUAUGCAAGGGUUUGGGAUCAUGGCUGGUGGAAUCUUCGCUAUAAUCAUCUCCUCUGCUUUUGAAGCUAAGUUCCCUGCACCGGCCUAUAAAGAUGAUGCCGAUGCAUCCACGGUGCCUCAAGCAGAUUUUGUGUGGCGUAUAAUCUUGAUGGUUGGUGCUAUCCCUGCUGCAAUGACGUAUUACUCAAGAUCCAAGAUGCCUGAAACCGCAAGAUACACGGCGUUGGUUGCUAAGGACGCAAAGCAGGCUGCUUCAGACAUGUCUAGGGUUUUGCAAGUGGAGAUAGAGGCAGAACAGGAGAAAGUGGAACAGAUCUCGAGUAACAAGUUUCUUGCUAAGGCGUUUGUGAGUGGUUAG